AUGAGUAGUGCGAAUCGCGGUGGUAUCCCCUCUAGCUAUCGAGGCGUACGUAAGCGAAAAUGGGGGAAAUGGGUGUCGGAAAUACGCGAGCCGGGCAAGAAAACGAGGAUUUGGUUAGGUAGUUUUGAGACAGCUGAAAUGGCAGCAACUGCUUAUGAUGUUGCUGCUUUAUAUCUAAGAGGGGAUGAAGCUAAACUUAACUUUCCUCAUUUGGACUAUCCUAAGCCUGCAAGUUCUAAUGCUGAUGAUAUUCGCAUGGCGGCUCAUGAAGCUGCUAUUCGCCUUAGACCGCCUAUUGGCCACCCUGAAAGUGGUAGUGUUACUGGUGGCGGUGGUUCGAGUUCGACCAUGGUUGGUCCGGUCACGGUUACCCUGUCGCAACAAGAGAUUGAAGCCAUCAACGAGUCUCCUUUGGACUCACCGAAGAUGUGGAUGGAGAUGGGAAUGGUGGAAGAGUGCAUGGUUUUUGACAAUGAUGAGUGGGAUGAUCAUUCUCUUUGGGACCCUUAACUUUGUAAUCCUAUUUAUACUU
Messenger RNA from Mercurialis annua (annual mercury), 532 nucleotides. RefSeq names its product ethylene-responsive transcription factor ERF021-like. The transcript has a single exon. The coding region runs from base 1 to 510 and encodes 169 amino acids. Gene Ontology annotation, molecular function: DNA binding; DNA-binding transcription factor activity. NCBI's taxonomy places the organism in Eukaryota, Viridiplantae, Streptophyta, Magnoliopsida, Malpighiales, Euphorbiaceae. The record is from RefSeq and is a predicted model, not a curated record. Gene Ontology annotation, biological process: regulation of DNA-templated transcription.